CAGGAAGUAUUAUCCUAUCUUUCGUUAAAAAACAUUUCAGCCGCGAUAGCUAAAUUAACGCCGUAGAAUAAACAAACUAGCAUAAAUAAGCUAACAAAUGGAGGCAAUAUACAGCGUACUCGGCUUGGAGUGGAUGGGCAGCAGGAGUAUUUUGAUAUUGCUGUUUGUUUUUCUGUUGUUGACUGAUGUUUUGAAGAACAGGGUGCCGCCAAACUUUCCACCAGGACCGUGGUCUCUUCCUUUGAUUGGUGACCUUCAUCAUAUUGAUUCCACCAGAUUCCACCUGCAGAUCAGAGAGUUUGCAGAGAAAUAUGGAAACAUUUUUAGCCUUCGACUCUUUGGUGGAAGGAUUGUGGUCAUCAAUGGCUACAAGCUUGUGAGAGAGGCCCUGGUCCAAAGAGGAGAGGACUACAUGGAUCGCCCUGCCAUACCAUUGUUUCAUGCAUUAGUUGGAAAUAAAGGUCUGGUGGUAUCAAAUGGAUAUCCAUGGAAGGAGCAGAGGAAAUUUGCUCUUCGUACACUCAGAAACUUUGGUGUGGGCAAGAAGUCGCUGGAGCCAUCUAUCCAGCAGGAGUGCCAUUUUCUCACUGAGGCAUAUGCCCUUCAGCAAGGCAAGCCUUUUAAUGCCCAGUCACUGAUAAACAGUGCUGUGUCCAACAUCAUCUGCUGCCUGGUGUUUGGGGAUCGCUUUGAGUACACUGACAAGCAGCACCACAUGAUUCUUCAGAACUUCAAUGAGUUACUGUACUUGGAGGGAGGUUUAUGGGCACAGGUUUAUAACAUGUUACCCUGGCUGAUGAAGUGGCUGCCUGGACCUCACCAGAAGAUAUUCACACUGACACAAAAUAUAAUUGACUUCAUACAAAUCAAGAUCCAAGAACACAGAGAAAGCUUUGACCCCUCAUCACAAAGAGACUACAUCGACUGCUUCCUCACAGAGAUGGGAGAGAUGAAGGACGAAGAUUCUGGUUUUGACUUAAAUAAUUUGAGGAUCUGCACUCUGGACCUGUUUGGUGCUGGAACUGAAACCACUGCCACUACUUUACACUGGGGGCUGCUAUACAUGAUCUACUACCCUCACAUACAAGAGAGAGUCCAGGCUGAGAUAGAUACUGUUGUUGGCUCAUCCAGACAGCCCUCUCUGACGGACAAAGAAAAGAUGCCAUAUACUGAUGCAGUCAUCCAUGAAAUCCAGAGAAUGGCCAACAUCGUUCCCCUAAAUGUGGCCCGCAUGACAACCAAGGACACUGUGCUCGACAAGUACACAAUCCCAAAGGGCACCCUUGUCUUACCCACACUGAUCUCGGUUCUACGUGAUGAGUUGAUGUGGGAAACUCCACACUCAUUCAACCCUCAACAUUUUCUGGACCAGGACGGCAAAUUUAGAAAGACCGAAGCCUUCCUUCCUUUUUCAGCAGGUAAGCGUGUGUGUCUUGGGGAGCAGCUGGCUAGGAUGGAGUUAUUCCUCUUUUUUACCUCCCUCCUUCAGAGGUUUUCUUUCUCGGCACCCGCUGGAGAGCCGCCCACUCUGGAGUUUAAGUUAGGAAGCACUCUCUGUCCCAAACCUUACCGCCUUUGUGCCGUACCACGAUAAACCACCAACUGUCCCAAACUGUACCAUCACAAACACAAUGAAUCACUGUUUUCACUAUGAUUUUAACUAUCUGCUGUUAUUUUAUAUAAUUUAGAUGUAGUUUUCUUUUUCUCAAUCAAUAGGCCUUUUAGGCUUUU
Sander lucioperca (pikeperch) is the source of this 1731-nucleotide messenger RNA. Its product is annotated as cytochrome P450 2J6-like. The transcript is spliced from 9 exons. Gene Ontology annotation, molecular function: iron ion binding; oxidoreductase activity, acting on paired donors, with incorporation or reduction of molecular oxygen, reduced flavin or flavoprotein as one donor, and incorporation of one atom of oxygen; heme binding. Gene Ontology annotation, cellular component: cytoplasm; intracellular membrane-bounded organelle. The record is from RefSeq and is a predicted model, not a curated record. Gene Ontology annotation, biological process: xenobiotic metabolic process. Bases 98 to 1594 code for a protein of 498 amino acids. Lineage: Eukaryota; Metazoa; Chordata; Actinopteri; Perciformes; Percidae.